AUGAGCGAAAUUGUCCAUCCUACCAUUCAAGAUGGCUGGUUCCGUGAGAUCUCGGACAUGUGGCCUGGCCAGGCCAUGACACUCAAGGUCAAGAAGGUCGUCCACCACGAGAAGAGUCAGUACCAGGAUGUCCUCAUCUUCGAGUCCACCGACUACGGCAUGGUCUUGGUCCUGGACAACGUCAUCCAGGCCACUGAGCGUGAUGAGUUCUCCUACCAGGAGAUGAUCACCCACCUGGCCAUGAACUCUCACCCCAACCCCAAGAAGGUCCUCGUCAUCGGCGGCGGUGACGGCGGCGUCCUCCGUGAGGUCGUCAAGCACGAGUGCGUCGAGGAGGCUAUCCUUUGCGACAUUGACGAGGCCGUCAUCCGCCUCUCCAAGCAGUACCUCCCCAACAUGGCCGUCGGCUUCGAGCACCCCAAGGCCAAGACCCACGUCGGCGACGGCUUCAAGUUCCUCGAGGAGUACAAGAACACCUUUGACGUCAUCAUCACCGACUCUUCCGACCCCGAGGGCCCCGCCGAGUCCCUGUUCGAGAAGCCCUACUUCCAGCUCCUUCACGACGCCCUUCGGGAGGGCGGUGUCAUCAGUACCCAAGCUGAGAACCAGUGGCUUCACAUGCCGCUCAUCUGCAAGCUCAAGAAGGACUGCAAGGAGAUCUUCCCCGUUGCCGAGUACGGCUACACCACCAUCCCCACCUAUCCCAGCGGCCAGAUCGGCUUCAUGGUCUGCUGCAAGGACCCCAGCCGCAACGUCAAGGAGCCCCUCCGCAAGUGGUCCCCUGAGGAGGAAGACAAGCUCUGCAGGUACUACAACUCGGAGAUCCACAAGGCCGCCUUCAUCCUGCCCAACUUUGCCAAGAAGGCUCUGCAGUAA
Colletotrichum graminicola M1.001 is the source of this 876-nucleotide messenger RNA. RefSeq names its product spermidine synthase. Bases 1 to 876 code for a protein of 291 amino acids. Gene Ontology annotation, biological process: spermidine biosynthetic process. The record is from RefSeq and is a predicted model, not a curated record. The transcript is spliced from 5 exons. Gene Ontology annotation, cellular component: cytosol. Gene Ontology annotation, molecular function: spermidine synthase activity. Lineage: Eukaryota; Fungi; Ascomycota; Sordariomycetes; Glomerellales; Glomerellaceae.